Symphalangus syndactylus (siamang) is the source of this 2676-nucleotide messenger RNA. It is a transcript of the gene SNW1, whose product is annotated as SNW domain containing 1. The record is from RefSeq and is a predicted model, not a curated record. Gene Ontology annotation, biological process: mRNA splicing, via spliceosome. Lineage: Eukaryota; Metazoa; Chordata; Mammalia; Primates; Hylobatidae. Gene Ontology annotation, cellular component: spliceosomal complex.
GCCAUUCUCCUGCCUCAGCCUCCGAGUAGCUGGGACUACAGGCGCCCGCCACCGCGCCCGGCUAAUUUUUGGUAUUUUUUAGUAGAGACGGGGUUUCACCGUGGUCUCGAUCUCCUGACCUCGUGAUCCGCCCGCCUCGGCCUCCCAAAGUGCUGGGAUUACAAGCGUGAGCCACCGCGCCCGGCCGCGUAGUGCUUUUAAACAGGAAGUCUCAGAACUCAUGGAGGGAAGUAGCUGACAGCAAAACUGCUUUCCUACUCAUCAACCCAAAGAACUGCUUAAUUCCAGAAGAAGAUAGAGGAGCACGUCUCACCAAACACAAGGGAACGCCCUAUCAUGUCGCAUAUAAGCGAUCGAGUGAUGCAUUCGUUGCUAGCUGAAGAGAUUAUUCCUUGAUAACCGCUUGGUCUUGUCAGAAUAGAAACGAACGGGUACUCCUGUUCAAAGAACUACAAAUCCCAGAAGGCCUUUCGGCCAGAGCGCCUGCGCAUCUCGCGCUCCUUCCUUUCCGCUCCCCAUCAUCUGGAAAGACCCGCCCAGCGGUGCUGUCGCUCGCGCUGGAAGAAGCGGAAGAAGAUGGCGCUCACCAGCUUUUUACCUGCACCUACUCAGCUAUCUCAGGACCAGCUUGAGGCUGAAGAAAAGGCAAGAUCCCAGAGAUCACGGCAGACCUCACUGGUCUCCUCCCGAAGAGAACCUCCCCCGUACGGAUACCGGAAAGGCUGGAUACCUCGGUUAUUAGAGGAUUUUGGAGAUGGAGGUGCUUUUCCAGAGAUCCAUGUGGCCCAGUAUCCACUGGAUAUGGGACGAAAGAAAAAAAUGUCGAAUGCGCUGGCCAUUCAGGUGGAUUCUGAAGGAAAAAUUAAAUAUGAUGCAAUUGCUCGACAAGGACAGUCAAAAGACAAGGUCAUUUAUAGCAAAUACACUGACCUGGUUCCAAAGGAGGUUAUGAAUGCAGAUGAUCCAGACCUGCAAAGGCCCGAUGAAGAAGCUAUUAAAGAGAUAACAGAAAAGACAAGAGUAGCCUUAGAAAAAUCUGUAUCACAGAAGGUCGCCGCAGCCAUGCCAGUUCGGGCAGCUGACAAACUGGCUCCUGCUCAGUAUAUCCGAUACACACCAUCUCAGCAAGGAGUGGCAUUCAACUCUGGAGCUAAACAGAGGGUUAUUCGGAUGGUAGAAAUGCAGAAAGAUCCAAUGGAGCCUCCAAGGUUCAAGAUUAAUAAGAAAAUUCCCCGGGGACCACCUUCUCCUCCUGCACCUGUCAUGCAUUCUCCUAGCCGAAAGAUGACUGUAAAGGAGCAGCAGGAGUGGAAGAUUCCUCCUUGUAUUUCUAACUGGAAAAAUGCAAAGGGUUAUACAAUUCCAUUAGACAAACGUCUGGCUGCUGAUGGAAGAGGACUACAGACAGUACACAUAAAUGAAAAUUUCGCCAAAUUGGCAGAAGCCCUCUACAUUGCUGAUCGGAAGGCUCGUGAAGCUGUGGAAAUGCGUGCCCAAGUAGAGAGAAAAAUGGCUCAGAAAGAAAAGGAAAAACAUGAAGAGAAACUUAGAGAAAUGGCCCAGAAAGCCAGGGAGAGAAGAGCUGGGAUCAAAACUCAUGUGGAAAAAGAGGAUGGGGAGGCACGUGAGAGGGAUGAAAUCCGGCAUGACAGGCGAAAAGAGAGACAGCAUGACCGGAAUCUUUCCAGGGCAGCUCCUGAUAAGAGGUCGAAACUUCAGAGAAAUGAAAAUCGGGAUAUCAGUGAAGUCAUUGCUCUCGGUGUUCCUAAUCCUCGGACUUCCAAUGAAGUUCAGUAUGACCAAAGGCUCUUCAACCAAUCCAAGGGUAUGGACAGUGGAUUUGCAGGUGGAGAAGAUGAAAUUUAUAAUGUUUAUGAUCAAGCCUGGAGAGGUGGCAAAGAUAUGGCCCAGAGUAUUUAUAGGCCCAGUAAAAAUCUGGACAAGGACAUGUAUGGUGAUGACCUAGAAGCCAGAAUAAAGACCAACAGAUUUGUUCCUGACAAGGAGUUUUCUGGUUCAGACCGUAGACAGAGAGGCCGAGAAGGACCAGUUCAGUUUGAGGAAGAUCCUUUUGGUUUGGACAAGUUUUUGGAAGAAGCCAAACAGCAUGGUGGCUCUAAAAGACCCUCAGAUAGCAGCCGCCCCAAGGAACAUGAGCAUGAAGGCAAGAAGAGGAGGAAGGAAUAGGCACAGGUCUCUUCAAAGUGAAUGAACUCUUACCCAUAACCCUAAUGAUGCAAGUCAUAUGGGGGAACACUUUGUAAAUGGUCAAGAUAAAAACCAAAUCUGGGUGCCAGAUCCCGGCACUACUUUUUAUUACUGGAGAAUGGGGGGGAUAGAAAAUUCUACUUUGAAUUAUUUAGUUUUUUUUUAAAGAGUGGGUUGUGUUUGUGCUUCUCCCACCUUUCAGCAUUUAUAGAACAUGCUGCCCCACAUACAAAGUCAAGACCACUUCCUUUUGUGUGACACUAGUAGUUUGGGGUUAAUAUUUAGUGUAAGAACAGCUGCAUAUGAGUAAAGUUACCCCAACCACAGUGAGGAGGAAGAUUUUCACAUACUGGAACUGUCCUGCCAAAUAAAUUUUGCCCCUAUUGUGCUCUGUUUUAAUUUGGAGUGGGCAAAGUAAUCUCUUGCUUGGUGCAACUAUUUGUUUCAAAUAAAAACAUUUAGACAAAA